This is a messenger RNA of Cephus cinctus (wheat stem sawfly), 2705 nucleotides long. Its product is annotated as lachesin. The transcript has 5 exons. Gene Ontology annotation, cellular component: neuron projection membrane. Gene Ontology annotation, biological process: synapse organization. Lineage: Eukaryota; Metazoa; Arthropoda; Insecta; Hymenoptera; Cephidae. The record is from RefSeq and is a predicted model, not a curated record. Bases 969 to 1934 code for a protein of 321 amino acids.
ACGGAGUAUAGGGCUGAACCGGUCAGUGCAUGUCGCGACGAGAUCGUGGCAAGUACCGGAGCUGCUCUCUCUCCGUACUUGUACAUAAACGGAUGCUGUAUCAUAUUUACAGUAUAAAUUUUAACUGUUGAUCCGUUGCGUGUAUAUUGGUCAGUAGGUUAUAAAAUGGUCGAAGAUAUUGGGAUUGUGAAGAUGACUUGAAUAGAGUUUGCUACUGUGAAAAUUCUUAUCGACCCACUAAAAACGGAACAGGGAAACGCGACGAACUAUCUCGACCAAUGACCGCAGAAUUGUCGACUCCCGGUGACUUGGGUCGAGAGAUUAAACGUGAAGGCAGGAACUCGUCAAGGAAUUGGGAACAGUUGAUUUCCGCUGUCAAGCAAUCAAGAUGAGUUUUAGUGGUGCGCUGAUCAAGAAGAUUGCUGACGUUAAGGAGUAUCUCCAAUAAUCAUCGGGUAGGAGAGAAGAGGUGACUUACUUCUGUAAAUUCGCAAGAGGGAAUGAAAAGUUCAUGAUAACCGAGCCAAGUAAUCCUCCGUCUGCGUAUCGUCCUCGAGAGCGGGAAUUCAGGAUAAGGAACUACCCUGCCUCUACGUCCUAGCGCUUCCACAGAGGGGAGAAAGUUCCUUGAGAUUCAGCCCACGUAAUAAGGUAUCGACGGACUACUGAUAUACGGAGUUUUCCUAAUAUUCUCCAACGGCUUGCCGGGGAUUCCCCUGCGGUCGAUGCGACUCCUACGGACAGAGCCAGAGGUUUCCCCGUGGAAAGUUGUACAAUAUCCGUCGUGGGUGAUCCGUCCCUCGUGGGGUAGACGCUGAUGCAAACUACGAGAAUGAAAAGUUUGCGGCUGCCAAGAAGAGGAGCGCGGGAUUUCCGGUGAACUCGUGGUGGACUUUAAAAGCCGCGAGUAUCCUGGAGGAAGUAAAGGAGGUGGUGGACGGGUGGCGAGAAGAUUUUCAAACUAGGAGAUGAUAAGCGAGACCCUGGGACCACGACAAAUGGGAUCCACGUUGAGUCAGUGGUUGAUUAUCGUCAUUCAUGGCUACAGAGCCACCACGGUGAUACUCUCCUUGCUGCUCAAUGUUCUUCUAAGGAUCGACAGCCCAGCCGCAGUGACUGCGGAAAUCGUCGGUACCGGCGUCAACUCCAUAGAUAGAACAAGCCCGAAGCCAUUGGACGUCGACCUGCCGCCGACGUUGCCGAUGACUUUUGGCACCCAAAAUUCAACAGUGAUUUCCGCCCAAUCAGGAUCCACCGCCCUUAUACCCUGUGUCGUCCACAAUAUCGGUGAUGGAAUGGUAACGUGGAUAAAACGAAGAGACGUUCAGCAGCUGCUCACGGUAGGCCUGGCGACGUACGCGAGCGACGAGCGUUUCCAGGCGAUACAUUUUCACCACAGCGAAGAUUGGACGCUUCAAAUAAAGUACGUUCAGCGUCGGGACGCUGGUCUCUACGAGUGCCAAGUAUCCACCCAUCCGCACACGAGUAUAUUUCUGCUUCUGGAGGUCGUCGAUGCUCGUGCCGAGAUAACCGGGCCGCCGGAGAAAUUCGUGCGACCCGGUAGCACCCUGCAACUUCACUGCCUCGUUAAGAAGUCCACCGAGACGUUGUCCUAUCUCUUCUGGUACCACAACUUCCGUAUGAUAAAUUAUGACGGGGAUCAAGGUGUGAACGUCAGUACGGAUCUGAAUGGACGGGAAAGUUGGUUGGAGGUACCCAGGGCAUCAGGAAAACACUCGGGGAACUAUACCUGCGCUGCUAAUAACGCAGAACCUGCCAGGGUACUGGUGCACAUCUUCAACGGGGACAAUCCAGCCGCUAUGCAGCACAGUAUAGCCUCCUCAGGACCAGCACUGGCAUUCCUGGUGUUAUUCAUCCUGCCAACGUUGCUCAGAAUGACAGCACAACCGGCUGUCUUUGUUUUACAGUGCUGAAACUUUAAUCGAUGCUUCAAGUUCGUGUAGAUUUAUUUAUUUGACCAUUGUAUUUAGUUUUCUCUUACCUAAAGCGUGCGUGGCCUUUCCGAAGAUCGAGGAUGAAGAGGGAAGGAAGUAAUCGGCUGGUGUCUCUUGGACGUAGACGGAAGAUCUUUUUUUGGAACGCCUUUUGUGUCUAGCGUAGCACCCCGACAGGUCUCAGUCAUGCAAUAUACUGGGAAUGCAGGAAAGAUUGAUCUCUGCAAUUUUUUUUUUUUAAUUUUCGUUUGUGAAACUUGAUCGUCACGACGUCCGUCAAAAUUCUUCUGGGAUUCAAUCGUUUUUAUAAGAGAGAUAAAAUCUGUCCGGAUGCUUGCAGACGCAAUUAUCUGCUAGACAACAGCUUUUACUUUGGCUGCCGUUAGUUUAUCUUAUGUUUCUGUGUCGCGCGAUACAAAACAGUAUGGGGGAAUAUCUUGGAUCCAGUGAUUGUAGGAGGCUCAAAAAGCGGAUGAAACUAAUUAUUAUUCGUGGUGCACGAUUGUGUAAUUUAAUAAGAAUGCGUGUAUAUAAUAUACAUACGUACAUAAAUUAGGUAUAUAUGUAUAAUAAAGAUAUAUCGUCUACAAUCUACUUCAACGUUACAUUUACUAAUCACUGAUCAAAUUCUCAGCAGAUAAUUUAAUUAACGACAGAUUUAUCGAUUUUAGAAAACUAUAUAAGUGCAUAUGCCUCAUCGAGCAGAGAAUCCUUCUGAUUGAAGGAAGAAAAGUUUGAAUUAGGAAAUUC